UUUGAAUCUGACGUCCUUCAAGGAAGAGAAGCGAAAUUUAUUUCGAUUGAAAAGGUUGCAGACCUUGGAAUUGAAAUCAAAGAAGAAAAUGGCGGCAUCUACGUUACAAGUAUCAAAGAAGGAGGAGCUCUCUCAGAAAAUGGUAACAUUGAGGUAGGUGAUCAGUUGCUUAAUGUAGAAGGAACGAGUUUGAUCGGCAUCUCUCGAGAACAAGCCCAAGAAGAACUGCGAGAAGCUAUGAACAGAAGAGCGGUAAGCAGUCAACACCUUUAAAACCGUUAAAUUUUAUCGAACCCUG
Messenger RNA from Actinia tenebrosa (Australian red waratah sea anemone), 298 nucleotides. Its product is annotated as harmonin. NCBI's taxonomy places the organism in Eukaryota, Metazoa, Cnidaria, Anthozoa, Actiniaria, Actiniidae. The record is from RefSeq and is a predicted model, not a curated record. Gene Ontology annotation, cellular component: stereocilia ankle link complex; cilium; plasma membrane. Gene Ontology annotation, molecular function: protein binding.